Messenger RNA from Eurytemora carolleeae, 1788 nucleotides. Its product is annotated as gamma-aminobutyric acid receptor subunit gamma-2. The record is from RefSeq and is a predicted model, not a curated record. The transcript is spliced from 13 exons. Gene Ontology annotation, molecular function: extracellular ligand-gated monoatomic ion channel activity; neurotransmitter receptor activity; transmembrane signaling receptor activity. Bases 243 to 1067 code for a protein of 274 amino acids. Gene Ontology annotation, cellular component: synapse; neuron projection; membrane. Lineage: Eukaryota; Metazoa; Arthropoda; Copepoda; Calanoida; Temoridae. Gene Ontology annotation, biological process: signal transduction; monoatomic ion transmembrane transport; nervous system process.
AGAUUGAUCGUUGAUCCAAACCAUAGAAGUUGGCUUGAUAAUUCAACAGGUCCUAGUGGAGAAAAUACCGAGGAAGCUGAGACUCUAAAGCAUCUAUGGCGACCAAACCUGGAGAUCUACUGUUUAGAAGAUUCUAGCAAUAUAUUUAUUUAAAUAAUAUUUAGACUCUAAAGCAUCUAUGGAGACCAAACCUGGAGAUCUACGGUUUAGAAGAUUUUAGCAAUCACAAGAUUCUGGGAGAAAUGGCAGGACUCAGAAUAACGAUGGGGAAAGAAGUGAAAUAUGAUAUAAAAGUAACAAUUGCCAUCUCUUGUCAAAUGGAUUUCAGUCAAUAUCCAUUUGACUCUCAUCUCUGCACUUUUCAAGUUGGAAGCUAUUUUUAUGACAAGAAUUCGGUGACUUGCACAUCAGAGUACUUUGAUCCAACCAGAGAAUCAGAUUUUCUAGAGAGAAACCUUCAACAUUCAGUUGAAUUCAGAAAUCUUUCAGCAGAAAAAUCUGAAGUUCGGCUCACUUCAGGUAACUAUGCUGCUUGUGGAUUUGAGAUAAAGUUGGUGCGCAAGCAUGAACCCUUGAUGUACCAGGUUUACAUUCCCUGUGUACUCUUUGUAACAGUAUCCUGGAUCAGUUUUAUUAUCGAUCCUAAGGUUGUACCUGGCCGAAUGUCUCUUCUAAGUAUUCUAUUUCUGGUUAUCAUCAAUGUUUUCAACAAUGUCAGGUCGAAUGCCCCAUCAUCAGCUAGCAGUAGACUCAACGCUAUCGACAAGUUUAUCAUGACUUGUAUCUUCAGCAUAUUCAGCGCUAUCAUUGAGUACGCCAUUGUUUUAUCAAUACUAUGGCUCAGACCCGAGAAGCCUCCUGGGGAAACUGUUUACCGAUUUGAAAACACCAAUGGGGAAAAUGCGGAAGUUAAACCAUCAUUGAAGGCUCGAAUGGCCUGGGUCCUGGAGCAUCCGAGAGUGUUUGAUGCAUUCAGUAUAAUCAUCUUCCCAACAUUCUUCUUCUUCUUCAACAUUCAUUACUGGUUCUUUGCUAACUACCAGAGCUCACAAAUCCUCACCAUGUAAAUUAAUCAAUCAACCAAUCAAUUAAUCAAGUGAUUAACAAAUUAAUCAACAAUAAGUCAAUCAAUCAAUGGAUCAAUUUAUCAAUCAAUCAACCAAUUACUCAACCAAUAUAUCAGCUAGUCAACCAACCAACCAAUCAUCCAGCUAAUCAGCCAAUCAAUCAAUCAAUCAACCUAUAAACGAAUAAACCAAUCAACCAAUUAAGCAAUCAAUCAAUCAAUCAAUGGAGAAACAGAAAUUAACAAGUGAACAGUAAUUAUUCAAAACUUCAUUGAGGAACCGGAAGCGCGAAAAGCAUCAAACUUUAAAAAAUAAAUGUGAUUAAAAGGUUGCUAAAUUUAGUUACUAUGACUAUUAACAGUGAAAAUGCACAGAGAAAUUAAAAACUUGAUAUGUAAUUAAGCUAAAUGGAAGAACACUUUACUUUUCUAACCUUUAGACCCCAGUGUGAUUAUAGAAUGUUAACAAAAAAAAUUUUAGGUACAGUUACUGAAUCUAAAUUUUCGUAUUCAGAUUUUUAAAAUGUCAAUUAUUGAUAGAAUAUUUUAAACCCGUUAUCUACAAUUGAAAUUGUAUACUAUGUAGAUAUAUCUAAUAAUGCAUUAGGGUGUAUGUAUAUCUAGAAAAUGCUCAAAUACCUGCAAGUUAUCAAAUUCACAGCUAAAACUUAAAAAUAAGAUAAAAAAGUUUCCCCCCCCCAAAAAAAAAAAAAAUCUUGGUG